Molecule: messenger RNA, 1071 nt
Organism: Marchantia polymorpha subsp. ruderalis
Lineage: Eukaryota; Viridiplantae; Streptophyta; Marchantiopsida; Marchantiales; Marchantiaceae
Source: the annotation of a GenBank genome assembly
AUGGCUGUCUACGGCAGCCUCUGUAGAGCGAUGUCUCUUCGGGUGCUGGCGCCAGAAGCGCCCGGCGAUCGUGGCCUGGUCCUGAAUCUGACGCGACCCUUCCAGCCGCUCUGGUACCAUCUGCACUACGUCGCCUGCCCGCGCAUCCUCACCGUCGAUGGAUUCUUCGGCGUGCUCUUCCGCUGCGACCCUUCUCUCCGAGCGACGGAGGACGAAGUGUACCGCGAGAUAUUCGGAGCACAGAGCUCCGGUCUGUCGGGCCGGCGCGGCUGCGGCGGAGGAGGCGCGACGGCACGCCUCCCACAAGUCCCGUCGGUAGGGUCGACUCCCGCGCCUCCUCCGCGGUUCGCUGCGUCGUCCUUGGUGGGCAGCGUCCGCGAGCAUCUGAUGUGCGCGUACCUCCGGUCGAGGCUUGCUGCGUCGGGCGGGAUGGCGCCGCGACAUCUCGGCGUCAUCAUGGACGGCAACCGGCGAAUCUCUCGUCAGAACCGGCUGGGCAGCGUCGUCGACGGUCACCGACAAGGUGGGCGUAAGCUGCUAGAGGUUCUGACGUGGUCGAUGAGCGUCGGGAUCCACAACCUCACUCUGUGGGCUCUGUCGGAGGACAAUCUGAAACGAGGUCGACAAGAGCUAGAUCCUCUGUUUGCACUGAUUACCGAUUUCAUCCACGAUAUCGUGCUGGGAGACUCGCCCAUCUCCGUGUUGGACAUUCGCUUUCGAGCGGUCGGUGACCGAUGUCUGCUGCCGGCCAAGCUGAACCAGAUUAUCGACGCAGCCGAGCUGGCGACGCAGGGUAAUCGAUCUUUCAAUAUGCAGCUCGCUUUGGGCUAUGGUGGCCAGUCAAAGGUUGUCAGAGCGGUCAAACUCGGAGUAAAAUCCCACGCCCCUGAACAGUCCGCGACGAUCGAAGAGGCUUUGUCAAAUCUCACUGUCGUCGAUGUGUCCAAGCAUACUUACUCCUCUGAGCUCGGUCUCCCCCCCAUCGACGCCAUUCUUGGAACGAGCGGCGAGAAUCGCCUGAGUGGAUUCGCUCUCUGGGAGUCUCAAGCAGCCGAAAUCUCGUUCGUGUAA